Messenger RNA from Drosophila bipectinata, 5913 nucleotides. RefSeq names its product espin protein forked (gene f). The record is from RefSeq and is a predicted model, not a curated record. Gene Ontology annotation, biological process: actin filament bundle assembly. NCBI's taxonomy places the organism in Eukaryota, Metazoa, Arthropoda, Insecta, Diptera, Drosophilidae. Gene Ontology annotation, molecular function: actin filament binding. Gene Ontology annotation, cellular component: cytoplasm.
ACGAAAUUAGAAAAUUAGGGAAACAAAAGAGCCACCAGAGAGAACUAAUUUGGAGCUCAGAACCUAGCCAGAACCUCAGAGCCAUUAACGAGUGGCGUGCUGGUGGGCCAUGGGCAGUUGUGCGCCGGUGAUCGUGUGGAACGGAGCUCAGUUUACGGCCAGCUCUAGGGAGCUGGAGCAGCUGCGUCGGGACUACGGUCUGGAUGCCCGAAUGCUGGAGGCCACCUUGGUGCCGCGGUACAAACGACACAAGCCCGAGGCGAGUGCCCGCAACGAUUUCGUCAAGGUCCAGAAGAACCAGAAGCCCCAGCCACCGUCCUCCGCCGCCUCCUCGGAUUGGAUACUCAAGCAGGAUCGGAGCAACAACGUCAGCCAGGUGAACUUCCAUCCCUGGGCGGGCUCACAUUUCGACCUGGUGCCGUGGCGACGCACCCGGUCUGCCCUGGAUCUCACCUCCGUGGCGGACUACAACCACGUGGGAGCCGUUGAUCCCAAGUCCUUGAAGGGAUUGGAGAAGCUAGAGCUUCGGCAGCAGCGAAGGCGACUGCAGCGGGCCAGGUCUACGCAGCAGGGUCUGCGGCGACUGGUGCGGGUCCGGCUGAUAUUCUCCAUCGAACUGCGGCACAAGAGGAUGGAGGUCCUGCGGAAGAGCGCCCUGCCCGUGCGGGUCUUCGAGCAGCGCUUCGCCCUAAGCGAGAACGAGAGCGCCGCCUACGAGCGCAUCCUGAAGGACGCCAGUGCCGGGGUGGAGCAGCAUGUGGGCUACUUCAGCCGGCGGCAGAUGGGUGGGAGGCAGGACUCCACCGAGGAACUGGUGGUGGACUUUGCCAGCGAGACCGAGGAGCCUGAGCCUGAUCCCAAAGCCAAAAUUGAGACGGAGAGCAGGCAGGAGGAGGCCACAUACGCCACCAUAGCAGCGCCGGCGGAAAAGGAGCCGGACAAGGAGGCGAAAAAGUCCGGGGAAGUGCCAUGCGACAAGUGCCGCCACAUAGCCAUCAAAUUGAGAACCAUAAACGAUUAUGCUCUUAACUCGAAUCUUCACCUGAACCACAACAACAAACUGCACAACAACCACAUCAACAUCCACAAUAACAACAACAACAACAACAAGCUGAUCAGCCACAGCAACAACAACCUAAGCAGAAUGCACGCCCACCAACUGGACUCGUACUUGGGCGGCAUGGGCGCCUUGGGCCAAAUGGGCCUCGGCAGCCUCACCGGUCUGGGCACAAUCGGCGCGAUGGGCUCCCCCAUGGGCCAGAUGCACCAUCCGGGUAGCGUUUCCGGCAGCGAAAGACCCAACGGAGGAGCUCUGGCCCUGCACUACGCCGCCGCCAGAGGCUGCCUGGACUGUGUCCAGCUCUUGGUGGCAGCAUCCGUGGAUAUUUGCUACUUCUCGACCAUCAACGUGAAGAAGGGCCUCCUCGGCCGGAUGACCACCAGCCUCACCUCCUACCGCCGGAGCAAGCAAAAAUCCAAGUCCAACAAUGACAUCCACACGAUCAUCCACGCCGCAGAGGUAGCCAUCCUCACCACCAGUGUCCAGCACAGCAGCACCGAGUCGGAUCUGGUCGAGAGCCAGGAAAACCAACAGAAGCAUCCCCACCAGGAGCAGGACUCGGACGACCACGAGGAGCAGCACCAACAAGACCAGCAGCAGCAGCAGGAUCAGGUCAGGGAGCUGCAGCUGGAGCUGAAGCCUUCGCCCUGCCUGGAGAUGGAGCCACUGCAUCAUCGCAAGUCGUCGGUGGAGAUCGAGGAUCCCGAUUCGAACGAGGAGGACGAGGCCACGCCCAUGAUGGGAGGAGGAGGUGGCCGCAAGGAGCAGAACAAUCGCCGCAGUGUCGUGAGCGCCAAUACGCAAAUGGACAACGAUGUGACGCCCGUGUAUCUGGCGGCGCAGGAGGGCCACCUGGAGGUGCUCAAGUUUCUGGUCCUCGAGGCCGGGGGCUCACUGUACGUGCGCGCACGCGACGGCAUGGCACCGAUCCAUGCCGCUUCACAAAUGGGCUGCUUGGAUUGCCUCAAAUGGAUGGUCCAGGACCAGGGCGUCGACCCCAACCUGAGGGACGGCGAUGGGGCCACGCCCCUGCACUUUGCCGCCUCCCGGGGACACCUAUCCGUGGUGCGCUGGCUGCUCAACCACGGAGCCAAGCUCUCCCUGGACAAGUACGGCAAGUCGCCGAUAAACGAUGCCGCUGAAAAUCAGCAGGUCGAGUGCCUGAAUGUUUUGGUUCAGCAUGGAACAUCGGUGGACUACAACGGCAAGAGCGGCAGCUCCCAACAGCGCCACAAGUCGCAGCAGCAACUGCACCAGUCGCAUCCUGGGCAACAGCAGCAGCAUCCCCUGAGCAGCAGCUGCAACUCCAACUCGAACUCCUCCAAGCAGACCAGUCGCAGCAACACCAUCAAGUCCAAGUCCUCCUCCACUCUGAGCUCGGACGUGGAGCCGUUCUACCUGCACCCGCCGGCAGUCACCGGGGCCGGAGGAUCCGGCAUCCUGGGGCUGGGCAUCGCCCGGAAGAACAGCGAUGCCCUGUACUCACAGCAGUCGCGGAGCUCCUCCGAGAAGCUGUACAACGGAUCGCUGGGCGGAAACCCGGGGAAUAACGGAGGAGGUGGAUCCUCCAGCGGAGGGGGCGGUGGCCCGUCGGGUGGUGGCGCCCAGUUGCUGCCCAACGACGGCCUCUACGUGAAUCCCAUGCGGAAUGGCGGGCUCUACAACUCGCCCUCGCCGAAUGGCAGCAUUUCCGGCGAGUCCUUCUUCCUGCACGACCCGCAGGACAUCAUCUACAACCGGGUGCGGGAUCUGUUCGUGGACUCCGACUGUAGCAGCAGCGUGAAGCAGCACGGCGGCAAGCUGCUGCAGUCCAAGGCGGGCAACGCGAUGACCAUCCAGGCGGACGUCCACUCCAGUUCGAGUGGCGCCGGCAGCGGCUCGGACGAGUCCGUCUCCAUCUCUUCCAGCUUUAAUUCGCCGAAGCAGCAGCAGCAACAGCAGCUGCAGCAGAUGCAGCAGAUGCAACAGAUGCAGCACCUGCGCAGCCAGAGCUUCAACCGCAGCAGCAGCAACAUCAGCUACAAGCCGCACAAGGCGAUGGCAGGAUCGCAGAACGGCGGGGGCGGCGGUGGUGGUGGAGGUGUUGGCGGCGGUGGGGGCGGGGAUCAUGACUACGAGGACAUCUACCUGGUGCGGGAGGAGUCGCGAAAGCAGCAUCAGCACCAGCACCAGCAGCAGCAACACCAGACGGCGCAGCUGCAACUGCAACAGCAGCACCAACAGCAGUUGCACAAAUACAACGUGGGACGGUCUCGGUCGCGGGACAGUGGCUCCCAUUCGCGCUCGGCCAGUGCCAGCUCCACCCGGAGCACGGACAUUGUACUCCAGUACAGCAAUCAUCACUUGAACAACAAGCGCAACAUAAACAACAAUAACAACAACAACAAUAGUAACAAUCAUAUCAACAAUAACAACAACAACAACAACAGCCUGCUGAAUCGCAACAAGUCGCACUCGAUUAUCGGGCUCCAUAGCAGCAAGUACGAAUCACCGCUGAAGGAGAACUACAGCUCGAAGAACGUCAACCUGAAGAACCAACUGCUCAACGGUGGCAUCAAGAGCGACACCUACGAGAGCGUCUGCCCGCCGGAGGAUGUGGCCGAGAGGACCAAGCAGGCCCACAAGAACUCCAUGAUUCGCAACAACCUGGCGGACACCACAACAGCUCCCAAUAACAACAACAAUCAGAGUGGCAGGAACCUGAAGAGGGUCUCCUCGGCACCACCCAUGCAGAAUGUGGCCAUAGUUAAUGGACCACCGCCACCGCCCUUGCCGCCGCCGCUUCGAGCGCCAGUUCAGCAGCAGAGGAACAACUUGAACGCUGAGGUGGCCAACAACAACAACAUGAACAACAAUACAAACAACAACACUAACAACAAUCCCAACAACAACAUUUACAAGAAGAACGUCUUUGGUUCUUCCAGUAAUGUGGGAGGAGGAGUGGUGGCUCCAGUUUCGAAUGCUAACCCAGGAGCUGGAGGCUCCAAUGAGGCGGUGGACUCUGACUCGGGGCUGGAGGUGAUCGAGGAGCCCAGUCUGCGGCCAUCGGAGCUGGUGAGGGGUAAUCACAAUCGCACCAUGUCGACCAUAUCGGCGAACAAGAAAGCCAAGCUGCUGAAUGCCCAGUCCGGAGGCAACAACCAGAUCAGUCCGGAGGCACUGGCUCCCCAGAAUGGAGGGGGCGGCCCAUCAGCACCCGGUGCCGGUGCUCCCGGCAACAACCAGUCCCGGAACGGCAGCAUCUAUGGCUACUCGGAUGGCGGCAAGGCCCAGAGGAGCAACUACCAGGCCCAGAACUCCACCCAGCAUCAGCACCAGCAGCAGCAACACUACCAUCAUUCCUAUGCUCCGAGCAUCUAUGGCGGUGGUGGAUCCUCCGCCGAGGACCACUACGAGCUGGCCCAGCAGCAGCAACAGCAGAUCUACGGCGAGUCGACGGGCUCAGUGACCGGGCCGGGUGGUGGCCAGCGUCCCGGUGGCCCCAACCUGGUUAACAAGCAGCUGGUGCUACCGUUCGUGCCCCCCAGCUUCCCCAACAAGUCCCAGGACGGAGUCACGCAUCUCAUCAAGCCGUCCGAGUAUCUAAAGAGCAUCAGCAUCGACAAGCGUUCGUGUCCAUCCUCCGCCCGCUCCACGGAUACGGAGGACUACAUGCAGAUACAGAUCGCCCAGCAGCAACAGCAGCAGGUGCACCACUCACAGUCGCACCAACAUCAGCACCAGCACCAGCACCACCCUCAUCCCCAUCCCCAUCCACAUCCGCAUCACCAGCAUCCGCACCAGCACCAUGGAAUGGGAGAUCAGCCGCCGUUGCCGCCGCCGCCACCUCCGCUGCCCCAUGGCAUGCUGCCGCCGCAGCCCUUGAUGCCGCUUAUGGGCGGGGCCGGAGGCGGCCAGGAUGCCACAAUGAACGGCAAGUCCUCGCACAAGCCGAAGAAGCCGCACGGAGCGACGCCCAGUAGCCAGGACACGGCCACCAGGAAGCAGCACCAGCCGCUCUCGGCCAUUUCUAUACAGGAUCUGAACAGUGUCCAGCUCCGUCGCACGGACACCCAGAAGGUGCCGAAGCCCUACCAGAUGCCCGCCCGCAGCCUGAGCAUGCAGUGUCUGACCUCCACCACGGAGACCUAUCUGAAGUCCGACCUGAUCGCCGAGCUCAAGAUCUCCAAGGACAUACCUGGCAUCAAGAAGAUGAAGGUGGAGCAGCAAAUGGCCAAUCGCAUGGACUCGGAACACUACAUGGAGAUCACAAAACAGUUCACGGCCAACAACUACGUGGACCAGAUUCCGGAAAAGGACCAGGCCGGCAAUGCCAUACCCGACUGGAAGCGCCAGAUGAUGGCCAAGAAGGCGGCGGAACGGGCCAAGAAGGACUUUGAGGAGCGGAUGGCACAGGAGGCCGAGUCGCGCCGUCUCUCCCAGAUCCCCCAGUGGAAGCGCGAUCUCCUGGCCCGGCGCGAGGAGACGGAGAACAAGCUGAAGGCGGCCAUCUACACGCCCAAGGUGGAGGAGAACAACCGGGUGGCGGACACCUGGCGGCUCAAGAACCGGGCCAUGUCCAUCGACAACAUCAACAUCAAUCUGGCCGGCAUGGAACAGCACUAUCAGCAGAUCCAGUUCCAGCAGCAGCAGCAGUUCCCGAUUGUCGGUAACAAGGAGAACCAUGGCGACGCCAAGAAUCCCGAUGACCACGAUACAGAGCAGGAUCAAGCUGGGCAGGACCAAUCGGGCGAAAAUCCAGGACAGGAAGCGGCCGAGGAGGAGGAGGACAACAUUAUUCCAUGGCGGGCACAGCUCAGGAAGACCAACAGUCGCCUGAGUCUCAUUUAAGCAAGCCUGGGAACCGAAAAUCG